This is a messenger RNA of Phacochoerus africanus (Common warthog), 700 nucleotides long. RefSeq names its product secretoglobin family 1D member 2-like. NCBI's taxonomy places the organism in Eukaryota, Metazoa, Chordata, Mammalia, Artiodactyla, Suidae. The transcript has 3 exons. The record is from RefSeq and is a predicted model, not a curated record. The coding region runs from base 48 to 389 and encodes 113 amino acids.
AAUUGCUUAUCGUUCACUAAGGCUGAACACUCAAAGCAAAAUAAACCAUGAGGCUGUCCCUGACGGUCCUGCUGGUCACUUUGGCCCUUUGCUGCUACGAGGCCCAUGGGAUUGCCUGUCCGGCCCUCGUUAAUGAACUUUCAGGCUUCCUCUGGAAGCCUGACGCACUCUACAGGCCAGAAUUGGAGUUAUUUGGUGCACCCCCAGAAGCUGUUGAAGCCAAGAUGGAAGUGAAGCAGUGUGCAAAUGACAUGUCCCUUAAAACGAAAACUCUGCUUACGAAAGCACUGGUGGAGAUACUAGUGAAGAAGUGUGGUUCCGAAGAAACCACACUAAAAACACAAUUCCCGGAUUUCUCUUUGGAGCUCAGUGGAAGCGUGUUUAAGUAGCAUCCAUAAAGAUGCAGGUUCGAUCCCUGGCCUCUCUCAAUGGGUUAAGGAUCGGAUGUUGCCGUGAGCUGUGGUGUAGGUCUCAGACAAGGCUCGGAUCUGGUGUUGCUGUGGUUGUGGUGCAGGCCAGUGGCUACAGCUCGGAUUCGACCCCUAGGCUGGGAACCUCCAUAUGCCACGGGUGCAGCAUGAAAAAGACCAAGAAAAAAAAAAAAAAAGCUAUUCCCCAUCUCUAAAUGAUCACCUGAUCUUCUCUGGAAAAUGUAAAGGUUUCAGCGUCUUGCUCAAUAAAUUACUUUCCCUUCUCUCUA